CAUUAACCGAUGGAGUGCAUAUAUUAUAUAUCGUGGCAGGUGGUUGAUCGAUAGCAUCCCUAUUCGGCUUUUCAGAAACUACCAAAAGUAUGGAGUUGCGUAUCCGAACCAGCAAGCGAUGAAGGCCUACUCCAGCAUUUGGAAUGGCGACAGCUGGGCGACGCAGGGCGGGCGGGUGAAGAUCGACUGGAAGAGGGCUCCGUUUGCGGCGAGAUACCAGCAGGUGAAUCUGAGGACUUGUCCGUGGGAUUCGCAGGGCAGCACUUCGCAGUGCUCGGCCAACAACCCUGCCAACUGGUGGACGGCUCCAGCCUACAGCAGGCUGAACUACGCGCAGCAGGGCCAGCUUAUGUGGGUGAGAAACAAAUACAUGAUCUACGAUUACUGCCGGGAUAGCAAGAGAUUCAAAGGGGCGAUGCCUCCUGAGUGCUCUCUGCCUUUGUACUAGCAGACGAUCGAGGAUUUCAUAUCGGAUUCCUGAUUUUACCUACAUUCAUGGCCGCCCGUGCCGACCAUUGCUACCCUUUUAAUUUGU
This is a messenger RNA of Zingiber officinale, 535 nucleotides long. Its product is annotated as probable xyloglucan endotransglucosylase/hydrolase protein 26. Gene Ontology annotation, molecular function: hydrolase activity, hydrolyzing O-glycosyl compounds; xyloglucan:xyloglucosyl transferase activity. The record is from RefSeq and is a predicted model, not a curated record. Gene Ontology annotation, biological process: glucan metabolic process. Gene Ontology annotation, cellular component: cell wall; apoplast. Lineage: Eukaryota; Viridiplantae; Streptophyta; Magnoliopsida; Zingiberales; Zingiberaceae. Bases 119 to 448 code for a protein of 109 amino acids. The transcript has a single exon.